Messenger RNA from Colletotrichum spaethianum, 702 nucleotides. RefSeq lists its product as uncharacterized. Bases 1 to 702 code for a protein of 233 amino acids. The record is from RefSeq and is a predicted model, not a curated record. Lineage: Eukaryota; Fungi; Ascomycota; Sordariomycetes; Glomerellales; Glomerellaceae. The transcript has 2 exons.
AUGUCCAGGGCGUACGUAGACAUCAAAGACGUAACACUAGGUAUCGACAUAGGAAGCACCAGCACAAGGGCUUACCUCCGAUGCCCAGCAACGAAAGAAGAGUGGUAUGUCGAAAACCCGUCGGAUGAACUUAUUGUUACGAACGGAGACUUUUCGUCGGCCGGGUACCCUUUCAGAUCUAAAGGGCCGGUAUACCUUGGAGAACGAGCAGAUCCUACUUCACAAGCAGUCUCUUUAAAGUAUGCGUUUUACCCACUCGCCGACGCCUCCGAUGAACUCCUCGAGCAGUACCAUCUGGUGCGGUCUUUGAUGGAAAGAAAAAGCGAUGCCAAGUUUCUCGACCGGCUCCGUCAAGGCUUGGAAGAGCUGUUGGCGGUUAUCAAAUGUAGCGUCGACGAUAUCUGUACAAGACAGAGGAUCAAGGUUACGAGAAUUGGCCUAUCUAUCCCAUCUCAAUGGACGCUGGAAUUUGAAGAUGUUUACAAAAACAUUGUUUCCAGUGUCUUCGGCCAUUCACAGAGCAGCAUUUUCUUCCAUACGGAGACUGAAGCUCUGGCUCACUAUCUUCUUGACGAAGGUCUGGAUUACCUCCUGCCUGAUCAACACUCAGAAUACCGCGUCUUUCUCUUUCUUGAUCUUGGCGGACACAACAUGGUCAGCCUUCUAUUUCCUCAUGUUCACCUCUCGACCUCCAUUUUAUAA